AUGAAUGGCUCCGGUAGCCCGUACGGCCAGCCGCCCGCGGCGUGGCAGGAGCAUCGCACGCCUGACGGCAGAGCCUACUAUUACAACCCCGCAACGAAGGUCACGCAAUGGACCAAACCCGAGGACAUGAUGACGCCUGCUGAGAGAGCGCUUGCCAAUCAGCCGUGGAAGGAGUAUACUGCCGAAGGCGGUCGCAAGUACUGGUACAACACCGAGACGAAGACGAGCUCAUGGGAGAUGCCUGAGGCGUAUAAGGCGGCUUUGGGAGCUACUAAUGGUCCGGCAACAUCUGCUCCCACGAAUGAUCGAGGCUACGACCGAGGAGGACCUUCUGGUGGGUACUCCAACUCCGGAUAUGACUCUUACCGUGGCGACCAUCGCGAUCGCGACCGUGAUCGUGAAACAUUCCCCGAGUCGCGCCAGUUGACGUAUGGCAACGACACAAACGCAAAGGCGUUCGUUCCCGCCAGCAACGAGCCCGAAUUUGCUACACAGGAGGAAGCCGAAGCUGCUUUCACUAAGCUGCUGAAGCGUAGUGGUGUUCAACCCGACUGGACAUGGGAGCAGACGCUGCGAGCCAUUGCGAAGGACCCUCAGUAUCGGGCGAUAAAGGACCCGAAGGAUCGCAAGGCAGCAUUCGAAAAGUACUGCGAUGACAUGAUCGUCCAAGACAAGGAGCGCGCAAAGGAGAGACUGACGAAGCUUCGUACUGACUUCGAGACCAUGCUUAAACGCCAUCCCGAGAUCAAGCACUACACCCGGUGGAAGACGGCACGGCCUAUGAUCGAAGGCGAGACCAUUUUCCGGUCUACCAAUAACGAAUCCGAGCGCCGUCAGCUCUUCGAGGAGUACAUCAUCGAACUUAGGAAGGCGCACACGGAGAACCAGGCCGCCAUGCGCAAGACCGCUAUGGACGGCUUGAUUGAUUUGCUGCCAAAGCUCAACCUGGAGCCUUACACACGCUGGUCGGACGCCCAAGGGCUUAUUUCAUCCACGGCACCUUUCCAAAAUGAUGAGAAGUACAUGACCCUGAGCAAGUUUGACAUCCUGAUUGCAUUCCAAAACCACAUGAAGGCUUUGGAACGUGCUUUCAACGACUCUAAGCAGGAGCAGAAGAACAAGAAGUUCCGUAAAGAGCGCAAGGCUCGUGACGCAUUCCUUUCGCUCCUUAAUGAGCUCAGGAGAGACGGCAAGAUUAAUGCCGGUACAAAGUGGCGCCUGAUUCACCCCCUCAUUGAGAACGACGAUCGCUACAAGAACAUGGCCGGCCAGGGCGGCUCUACGCCCCAGGAACUAUUUUGGGACCUCGUCGAAGAGGAGGAAAAAGCCAUCCGCGGUGCCAAGAAUGACGUUGGGGAUGUCCUUGAAGAUGAGCAGUUUGAUGUCACCCCCAAAACUACUUUUGAGGAGUUCCACGCCGUUAUCAAGAAGAAUCGACGAACUGCUAACAUUGAUCGUGAAACGCUUAUGGUUAUCUUCGAACGGAUCAAGGAGAGACGGUCCUCCAAGCGGUCCGAGGAGGAGCGCCAGUCCGAGCGACAGCAGCGGAGAGCGGCCGAUGAUCUCCGGGCAUACUUCAAACGUAUGGAUCCCCCCAUCACAUUGGAUGACACGUACGAGAAGGUCAAAUCUCGCCUUGCGGAUAUCCCUGCCUUCCUGGCAGUCACCUCGGAAGAGGCGCGCAUCUCAGCCUUUGAUAGGCACAUGAAACGACUCCGUGAGAAGGAGGAAGAGGCUGAUCGCGACCGCCGCCGGCGCCGUGGGCGCGACUCCAGCGAACGCGAUCUGUACCGUGAGAGACCCCGAUCUAGAGGUGAGCGAUCUCAUCGUAGCAGUGGUCGUGCUACUAGGCGAAGUCGUAGCCCAGAGCCAGACGCGUACGAGGCGGAUAGGCGUAAAGCCAUUGCAGAGCGCGAGCGCAACCACCGCAAGUCGACCAUGGCCGAGAGCCUUCUUUCGGAUCGCGAUCGCCGCUUGUCGCCACCUCCUCGUCGCGAGAGGGAGCGUGAGCGUGAGCGGGACAGAGAUCGCGAGCGCGACCGAGACCGCGACUAUGACCGUCAUCGUUCCCGCCGCGAUGAUGAUGGCCACUACGACCGCGAAAGGAGGGACAGGGAAGAGGAGCGCGAGAGGCUUUACCGACGACGAAUGGGAUCGUACGAUGAGCUCCCUUAUGGGGACGAGCGCCCAUCUGGAUCUCGGCGUCGCCGCGAGGAAGAUGAGGAUGACCGUCGCGAUUCCAGAGAUUCAAAGAGAGUGAGGAGAGAAAGAACACCUCGUGAGCGCACCCCCCAACGUGAUGCACGCACCAAAAACAGGACUCCGCCCCCGGCCGCAGCUCCCGCUGCUGCGAGCAGCAACGAAGACAACGGCAAGAAUAACAAGGACGACGCUGGGGUCCACUCUGGCUCCGAGGAAGGCGAGAUCGAGGAAGACUGA
Messenger RNA from Colletotrichum gloeosporioides, 2439 nucleotides. RefSeq names its product Pre-mRNA-processing protein prp40. Gene Ontology annotation, biological process: mRNA cis splicing, via spliceosome. Bases 1 to 2439 code for a protein of 812 amino acids. The record is from RefSeq and is a predicted model, not a curated record. Gene Ontology annotation, cellular component: U1 snRNP; U2-type prespliceosome. NCBI's taxonomy places the organism in Eukaryota, Fungi, Ascomycota, Sordariomycetes, Glomerellales, Glomerellaceae. The transcript has 6 exons. Gene Ontology annotation, molecular function: protein binding; RNA binding.